Colossoma macropomum (tambaqui) is the source of this 1232-nucleotide messenger RNA. Its product is annotated as carcinoembryonic antigen-related cell adhesion molecule 2-like. The coding region runs from base 107 to 1210 and encodes 367 amino acids. Gene Ontology annotation, molecular function: integrin binding. The transcript has 5 exons. Gene Ontology annotation, biological process: cell adhesion. The record is from RefSeq and is a predicted model, not a curated record. Lineage: Eukaryota; Metazoa; Chordata; Actinopteri; Characiformes; Serrasalmidae.
UGACUGAGUUUUAUCAGUCCAUCACACAGGAAUCUGGUUCUGGGUGUGCCGGUCAGAUAAAGAGAGGAAGUGAGUGGGGAGUGGUCAGUUGGGGGCUGUAUGUUUGAUGUUACUUUCUCUCUUCUACUCUGUUGAGUUCUGGAGUUGGUUCAGGAUGACAGUGUGUGUUCUGUUCAUAUUUGUUGUCAUGCUGGGAGUGUAUGUGGAAUACACACACACUGACAGCUGUUCAACACCACUCACUGUUUCCCAUGAUUCCCUGCUGGUGGAGUACGGAGAACCUGUUAAUCUCACCUGCUCCAUACCAACCAAACCUUCAUCAGAGUACAAGCUGGGCUGGGAGGCUCAGAUUAAUCCUGUCGAAACAGAGAAUGAGACCAGUGUGACGUGGAGAUCACCCGGUCUGACAGAGUGGGAGGUGAACGGAAGGGAGAUGUUCUGUUUCCUGUCAGAGCUGAAUAAAGAACAAUGUAAAAAGAGGGUCCAUCUGAGUCUUUACAGGCAUCCAGACAGUGUGAAGAUCAGCUCUGAGUCCAGCGUGUGGUCAGAAGGUCAGAUGAUGAAGCUGAAGUGUGAGAUUAAGAAUGUGGGUCCCUUACAGAACCUUACUGUACAGUGGACCAGAGUGGACCAGAAUAAAAACAGAACAGUCACUGAAAUGUCAUAUGGAAGUUUCAGCUCUUCUGGAGAGGAGAGAAAGAGCGUGGAUGUGACGGCCACACUGAAUGUCUUGGCCAGCCGUGAUGAAGAUGGAGUCCAGUAUCAGUGUGCAGCUCUACUGAAGCUGGAGCAGCUCCAUCAACCACAAGUGGGAACAUCAGAACCUCUGAACAUCACAGUACACUACAAGCCCACCAUAACACAACCUUCCAAUGAUACCAUAUCUGUGAUUAAGGGCGAUGAGCUGGUUCUGAACUGUUCAGCACAUGGUAACCCCAGUCCUCAGUACUACUGGGGCUCACCUGGAAAAAUCAUUACACACUCCUCCAUCCUCAUCAUCAGCAGUGUCCAGUCAGAAAAUCAGGGUCAAUACAACUGCACUGCCUACAAUGAUGCAGGCUCUGAUUCUGUGAUGGUUAACGUUGUAGUGGACUACAAGCUGAUCAUCAUCACUGUCUGUGCUGUGCUUGGCGUGGGGUUGCUGGUAACUGGGUUCUCCUUUUGGUUGCACGAGCGUUACCGACGCACCCACAGCGUCACUAUAUCCUGAAGAACCUGACGUCAUAUACACA